UGUAGCAGUUCGGGAGUUAAGACGAAAAGGGGAACCCAUCUGGGAAACGUUUUCCCAUUUGGGAAACUUCAUGGUUUCCCAUUUGGGUAACCGUUGCCCUAAACGGGCGAGAAAUACGGUAAUGGUUUUCCAAUCAGGAGACCACCAAAAUCGUAGCCUUUUUCCGCAAUUCCAUAAAAUGGUCUUGAGAAUGAAGGAAAUCCUAAUUAAAAUCAAAAAAAUUAGUUUAGGAGAGGUUUCCUAUAUGGGAUUUCCCUAUAUGACAUGGGAAUUUCCCUAUGUAACAUGGGAAACCGUUUCCCUUUUAGUGUUAUCUCCCGAACUGUGUAGAUUGAUGCUUCUGAUUCGUUGUAAUUCCUAAAGUUAAUCCCUCUGUGUAACAAAAUGGACUCACAAAAACUUUGCAUUAUCUAGCGCCCCCCUCCUUUUUUCUGCCAGGCAGAUACUAGAGCGAAAAGAGCUUACAGCUGAAAACAAAGAAAUUCAUUGAUAGCUACAUAGCUAGCUAUAUAUAGUUGUAUGGCAAGGGAAGUUACCAGAUCAUUGCUACAGCAGUUUGUGUGAAUAAUCACCAAAUAAGGACGGUAUGCCCUAUGCACUAGCUUGUAUUUUUUAGAAGAAUAUUUACACAAAGACUAUAGCUGACAUCUUUUAUGGAAGUAAAAUGCAAUGAAUCGUAAACAUUACCAAUGCUGCCAAAAUCAAAAAUGCCUAACUGAAAUAAAGAAAAGAGUUAUCAGUUGCAGAAAAAAUGUAUUCAAAGUCUUCUGUUACUGUAAACAUACCAUGUCUCCCACAAACCAAUAACAGAAGAAGAGGUUGCACUGGGACCUGCGUACAAGGAAUUUUAGUAGCAGUAUUAAUUGUUACAUUAGUAUUUAAUAUCAUAUUUAUAUUGGACAACAGAACUAGAUUUAGAGGUAGAGCAGAAAAAAUUAUUAAUAUAAAUGAAUUUGUUAUUGAUGAAAACCAACAUAUUGUAAUUGACAAAAAUGAAGAUUUGAAAAAUCAUAAUCCUGUUUGGAAUACUGCUCUAUCUGGAACAAAAAUAAAGAUUGAGGCGAAAUCAAGCAAGAAUAAUGUUUACGUUUCAAUUGAUGGGCUUAAAGUGUAUGAAAAUAGUGUUGAGGACGACUCAGCUAGAGGCAUUCAUGUUGUCGUUCUGAAUGAAGUUACUGGAGUUGUGAUGGCGAAACGGAUAUUUGACACAUACGUGCCAAAGGAAGAUGAAGCUAUGAUACUUUUUCUAAACAUGCUUCAAGAAGGCCGGAUAGUUGUCUUCAUGGUCAAGGAUGAAGGUAGCUCUAGCCUCAAAAAAGCUGGUAAAAAUUCUAUAAAAAUGUUUGGAAGUCGUUUUGUAAACAAUCUGAGUUGGAGAGACACGUGGGCGUUUAUUUCGAAGAAAAGAAACCAGUGGUUAGCAGAAUCACAUCAAAAAGCACCUUCGCUAGAAUCUUGGGGAGCACCAAUCAUAGUCCAAGCCACAGUGGCAUUGUUACAAAAAGAAAGAGAUUGUAAUUGGGGUGAUGAUAAAGUAGCUACUCGCAGAAAACAAUUUUGUGCGAAAUAUGAAGGUUAUGGUACAGUGUGCAGCUGUACUAACCCUGCUCCAAUCGACUUACGCGGUUCACCCUUACUUGGAAGCCGUGUUGCAAACCUCCCUAUUGCGGUUAUUGCUGCAAAUCGUCCUCAUUAUUUGUAUCGUAUGUUGAGAGGGUUGUUGACAACACCUGGUGUGGAUCCAAACAUGGUCACAGUUUAUAUUGAUGGAUUUUAUGAUGAACCUUCUGCUGUUGCAGAGUUGUUUCAAGUGUCUGUUGUUGAACACACACCGAUUUGCAGUAAAAAUUGUCGGAUCAGUCAGCACUACGUAAGGACUCUUCGAGAAACUUUUCACAAAUAUCCAAAAGCAGAGUUUAUGAUUAUCCUUGAGGAAGAUUUGGAUGUAUCAAAAGAUUUAAUGGAUUAUUUUAGUCAAUUAUUACCUGUAUUAUCAUCAGAUGAAAGUGUGUACUGUAUUUCAGCAUGGAAUGAUCAGGGAUAUGAACACUCGUGUAAUGAUGCUUCAAUGUUGUAUCGUGUGGAAACUAUGCCAGGACUUGGUUGGGUGUUGAAAAAGAAGCUGUUUAAAGAAGAGUUAGAACCAAAUUGGCCAGGAAGCGAUAAAUUUUGGGAUUGGGAUAUGUGGAUGCGAAUGGAUGGCAAUCGAAAAGGUCGUGAAUGCAUUAUACCUGACAUUUCACGCACAUACCACUUUGGCGCGAAAGGUUUGAAUAUGAACAGCUUUUUCCAAGAUACUUAUUUCACAAAACAUGCUCUGAACACAAAAACUGGUAUCAAAUUUGAUGUUACCAAAGUUCGGAAAGACGUCUAUGAUGAAGAUAUGCACAAAAUGAUCAAGGAAGCAGAAGUUCUUGAUCAUUCCAAGAACCCCUGUUCACAGGAAGACUUCAUUCCAGAGACAAAAGGACACACUUAUGUCUUUUACAUAAAACAGGAAAGGUCCGGUGAUUAUGAAACGUGGAUUAACGUAGCUAGAUGUUUUAAAUUAUGGGAUUUAGACGUUCGUGGAUUUCAUAAACAAAUGUGGAGAUUUUGGAUUAAAGAGAAUAGAAUAUUUGUUGUCGGUACCAGUUCUCCGUAUGUUAUCUACAAACCUGAACACGUGACUCCUAUUUUUAUUCCAAAGAAGAAGAAAGAUCAAGAUUAGUUAUUUAUUUUUUUAUUAUUUAUACAAAAAUUGAUUUAUUGUUUAUAAAUGUGCUCUUCUUCAACAAUACAGUUUUAUAUUUACAGGUUGAAUUGUGUCUAAAUGUGGUGCUCAGAUGUAGAUUUCAUUAUAAAUUUUUUUAAAAAAUGUAUAUUUUAAUUUGUUUCUUCCCGAUAGGUAACUGUGUUGUGUUGUGGCCAUGUCAGGCUCCAGUCACUGCUAACCCCAAAGAUUUGAUCUGGCAGUAGCUACAUGUUGUUAAAUAUUUUGUAUUUAAUUGAGCAAGGCUACCGAAUAAAUUUAGCGCAAAACGUCCUGUAACGCCAUGAUUUUCACGAAAAAACUCUCAUAAUACCUCAAGAAAAAAUCUCUUAAGCUUCACAAUUCCUUGCUUUUGUAUUAUUUCGCCCAUGUUGCGGAAAUUGUUAAAGCCUCUUUUUUAUCGUUGUUAAAUAAUUGGUCGUGUAGAAUUGGUGCACAAUAGCGGAUGUAAAUUAGCGUGUUUAAUUUUACAUUGAAGUAUUGCUUCUCCACUUCGGCAAAAUGAUUCUUGGAAAAGAAAAGCUUGGGUGUCCCUAAUCUCCAGUGGAGGAUUCGAAGUAUCGUAUGUAGGGAAAGGAUGUUGUGUGGGUAAAGGGAUGACCUAAGAAACAAGGGCUUCAUCAGACGCACAGGUCUUGUUUCUUAUACCGCUUUCUGCUCGGGUAGUGAAAUUGAUCCGUGAUAGAAUCAAAACAACCCGACCUGGCGUAAGCGGUCGGUCAUUUUGAAGGGUCUCUCGAUUUGUUUGUUGGCCAUGAUUAACAGAUUUUGUAAGUAAUCGAUAACAAACCACGUGCGAUGAUUAGCGAGGGGAAAAAAGAAAGGGAAAAAUUUGCUUUCUCGUUGCUAAAGAAGACUGAGUCACGUGAUUUUAUUGGUAAAUAUAAUUGGUAUGUGAAAUAAAAUAGCCAAAGGAGCAAUUAAAAUCAAAAAUAGACUAAAAACAUAAGUGGUUUGAUAUCAAAAAUUGAUGAAAUAACAAGAGUUAUAUUAACAGUCGUGUUAUAUAAUACAAGUAUUAUGCAUAACAUGUUAAUUCGUUACAAAUAGAAUAAUAUCCAUUUUAUUUGAUCCGUAUCACGUGGUAGUGGUAAUUGUUUGUAAUACAUUCUAUUUCAUAAGGAUACAGCCGGUAUCGCAGUAGGUUACUUCAGUAAAACAUCAACAGUGAUGGCGGUUAGCUAGGUUACAUUCUCAUGUUGUUUUAGUAUAAAAAUCGCAAUAUUGCUGUUUCCCACGUAUUUCCUAAUAGGGUUUUCGUAUUGUUGUCUAGUGUCGUAAUAAAUUAUUUGAUACUGGUAUAGCAAAACAAACGUCAUUAUCGAACAGUAUGUGAUUGGAUUUACAAUAUUCCACCAUUAUUGUUACGUCAUUGUUUAUUUUUACUAACAUGAUAGUAGCUUUUUUGCAUCACACUUUUUUAAUUCGAUUGGUAACGAAGAUGUAUGUGCCAAUGUCGAGGGAUCCAUAUCGGCGAUUCCGAGGCAAACAACGUGUUGGGACGGGGGCCUAAAAAGAGAGAGAGAGAGAGAGGGAUGUUCCUUACAGAAGAUAUGGUAAUCCAUCUGUUCUAGCAUGAUAACUAGUUUGUAAAUACAAAGGGAUAGGUAGGUGGUUCGUGUUAUAGGAAAUAAUAAUGUAGUUAUAGUAAAUAAUGAUCUUGAAAAUUUUCAGGUUUAUAUUAAGUCUUAAAUCAUUUUGGUUUUGUGAGGACUAGUGAGACCCAGUUAACCUUACGGUCGGGAGCUUAUACAAGCCUUGCCUUGACAAGUAAAUCCUUGAUAUUUUUAUGCCGCAUAGUUGCAAUAAUGGGAGGGUCAGGCCAGAUUUUAUUGAGCUCUUGGUCAUUCUCUAUAAGGUGGCAAUGUUUAUUAAUAAUUUUUUUGAUUGUAGUAUUGUCCUUGGAAUAGUGUGUGAGGAAAACUAGAUAUCUUUGAGUAUUAUCUGUUUUAGGUUUAUCGUUAUAGAGUAAAUCCUUUUGUGAUAAGUUUUUUAUUUCUUUCA
Molecule: messenger RNA, 4756 nt
Organism: Hydractinia symbiolongicarpus
Lineage: Eukaryota; Metazoa; Cnidaria; Hydrozoa; Anthoathecata; Hydractiniidae
Product: protein O-linked-mannose beta-1,2-N-acetylglucosaminyltransferase 1-like
Exons: 9
Coding region: 752-2710 (652 amino acids)
Biological process (GO): protein O-linked glycosylation via N-acetylgalactosamine
Cellular component (GO): Golgi membrane
Molecular function (GO): beta-1,3-galactosyl-O-glycosyl-glycoprotein beta-1,3-N-acetylglucosaminyltransferase activity
Source: RefSeq, a predicted model, not a curated record